Molecule: messenger RNA, 3582 nt
Organism: Durusdinium trenchii
Lineage: Eukaryota; Dinophyceae; Suessiales; Symbiodiniaceae
Source: the annotation of a GenBank genome assembly
AUGGAGGCGGGAAAAGGAGAACUUAACGAGAACGUCAAUUUCAUCGUGGUGUCCAGCCCUCUCUACGACAACGCCUUUCGCUUCGAGGCCGCCUUCAAGAAGGGCUACUACUUGGCUUUCCGGCCGCCUACGCUGCUGAGGAUGAUCCCGUACAAUGGUGGGCCGCUGCCCAAAAAGGUGGUCAUCGAUUUCACCUUGGUCGACUUCCAGGCAAUGUUUAAGUUCAUCGACAUUGAAGAGGUGCUUCGACCAGUCAUCGAGAGCAAAGGCGGUUGGGUGCCCCUGGAGCAGGUCAAGGCCGAUGCCAACGUCGUCGCAUAUUUCAACAACAUUUUGCAGAAACCCAUGUGGGAUGAUGAUGACUUUCAGACGUACUUUGAGGGCCACUUCGAGAUGUGGGAGUACCGGACGUCGCCAAAGCAAGCGGUGAGGCUGAAGGGCGUGGACGAGCGCUUGGGCCACGCCCUGGAGCGAGUGAAGGACGCAGAUGAAGCAGCUUCGUUGGUGGUGACGGCCGGAGAAGAACUGAAACGCCUCCAUUGGCGCUACCUGCUGAACGCCUUCGAAGCGUUGAGCUUGAAGUCAAAGAGUGAGGAAAUCUCUGCAGUCGUGGAGCGGAUGGAGGCGCAGCGACGGCUCCUAGGGGCCCUGGGCGGCAUGUUGAGCAUCGAGGUGGACUUCGCUCACUUGGUGCGUUUCGCCCGGCUGCUCUUGAUGCCGGGAUUUGCCAAGGACGUGGCACAGAGGAUUGAAGUGGAGGCUGCUGCCCUGGGCAAAGUCGUCCUGGGUCGCGCCAAGGCCGUCGAGAGCGGUCAGGUGGCCGACGUGGUGAAGUUGGACGACCUGAAGUCGAUCCUUUCCUUGCCAGGAAUGUCCAACAGCGACGUGCUGGCCAGGAUCACGUCUCCUCCUUUGUCCGAGGCCCCCUUAGACCAGAUCCUGGAUGCUGUUGCAUCGGCCAGCGCGGCUCAUGCGCCGGCCUUCGCGCGGGAGGCUGGUCAGUUGGCACUCCAUAAAGUGAGCAGGUUCGGCGCAUCUGCUGUCGAUGUGGCUUCUGUGGUGACUGCAUUGGCUCAAAACGGUCUUCUCCUGGAAUCCUGUGCACCAUUGCUGGUGAAGCACGCUCCAAUGAUCAAGACAGAGGAGCUCGCUGCGGCUGUGGCUGCGUUGGGUGAGAAGGGCUACGAAGGUGCGGAUCUCACAGCUGCAUGCCAGGCUCUUGGAGGCUCCAGCGCCUUGGUGGCCCUCCGCCCCGCCGGGUUGCUGGCGCUGGCGGUGGCGGGCACCAAGAGCAGCGCGGUGAGCGGGGCGAUGGGCUCCAAGGUCGUUGAAGCAGCAGUGCAGGUCCUGGACUCUUGGACUGCGCAUGAGGCCAUCCGCCUCUUGCUGGCAGUGGCCAAAGCCAAGCCCAGCGCGCAGGCUCAAGAGGUCCCAGGGCCAUUGUGGGCGAAACUACUGCAAAAGGCUGCGGCAAUCGUGACGCCCAGCUUGCGGGAGCUACCCCCAGCGGAGUUGAUCCGUUUGGCCCUAGCGGCCAAGAGCCAUGCAGCUCAGGGUCAGGAGCUUCUGGAGGCUGUGGCCACCGCGGCCAUCCAGCGGCUGGGGGAGUUGCCACAGGCGCACUUGCUACUGAUGACCCAAGGUCUUAUUGCCUUGGGAGGAUGCGGAGAGGGAUCACGGGAGUGGAAACGGGGGCGGGAGCGGGGGAACUACACCAUCGUCAAGAAGCUGGGCAAAGGGCAGUUCGGAGAGGUGAAGGAAGUCUUGAAGACUGGGACCCAGCAGCGGUUUGCAUGGAAGCAAGUCACAUCGGAGCAGGAUCCAUACUACGAAGUUGAAGCUCAAAUACUUCGAGACCUGCAUCAUGAUGGCAUUGUGAGCAUCGUUGAAGCCUACUCCCAAGACGGCGUCGUAGACAUGGUGCUAGAGCUGUGCCAAAAGAGCUUGCAGUUCGAUAUGGACUCGCGAUUGGAACCUGCUCCAAUGACUGGCAAAAAGCAAUACAUGCGCCCUCGAUCGUGCGACAUUGCUUCGACCAUGGAGCAACUCUUAGCAGCGGUGUACUUUCUUCAUGAGAACGGGGUGUCGCACCGUGACAUCAAGCCUGACAACGUCCUCAUGUCAGUGGGCGGCACGUGGAAGCUGGCCGACUUCGGUUUGGCGACCCGGUUCAACCGCGGAAGCUACAUGACCGGAGAGGUCGGCACCCAACCCUUCAUGGCCCCGGAAGUGGAGCAAAGGCACUACACCGAGAAGUGCGACAUCUACAGCAUGGGAGUUCUCUUUAUCGCCUUGACGAUCGGGAAACAGUGGUGGCGGCCAGAGAGUCUGGAAGACGACGAGGCCAAAGAGCAGGCCAAGCAGAUCUUGACGCUAAAGACCUGGAAGGAACAAGAGCUCAGCGCUGGCGCUUUGGAGUUUGCCAAGCGGAUGGUGUCUUCGGAAAGUGAGCGCGGCAGUGCAGAAGACGCCCUGAAGAAUCCAUGGUUGCAAAAAUUAUCCUCGCAAGCAGACGGCGUCGUAGACAUGGUGCUAGAGCUGUGCCAAAAGAGCUUGCAGUUCGAUAUGGACUCGCGAUUGGAACCUGCUCCAAUGACUGGCAAAAAGCAAUACAUGCGCCCUCGAUCGUGCGACAUUGCUUCGACCAUGGAGCAACUCUUAGCAGCGGUGUACUUUCUUCAUGAGAACGGGGUGUCGCACCGUGACAUCAAGCCUGACAACGUCCUCAUGUCAGCGAGCGGCACGUGGAAGCUGGCCGACUUCGGUUUGGCGACCCGGUUCAACCGCGGAAGCUACAUGACCGGAGAGGUCGGCACCCAACCCUUCAUGGCCCCGGAAGUGGAGCAAAGGCACUACACCGAGAAGUGCGACAUCUACAGCAUGGGAGUUCUCUUUAUUGCCUUGGCAACUGGGAAACAAUGGUGGCGGCCAGAAAGUCUUGAAGACAAAGAGGCCCAAGAAAAGGCCAGGCAGCUUUUGACGCUGAGGACUUGGAAAGACUUGGAGCUAGGCCAUGGUGCUUUGGAGUUUGCCAAGCGGAUGGUGUCUUCGGAAAGUGAGCGCGGCAGUGCAGAAGACGCCCUGAAGAAUCCUUGGUUGGUGCAGAAAGUGUCCUCGCAAGCAGGACAUCAUGCAUCAGUGCGCCAAAUUUGUGGCUACUGGGGUGAGGUGCUUGCCGAGAGCGACACCCGUCGGCCCGAGAGCGACAUCUCGGCGCGACGAGAGCAGUUGGAGCGGACUCAAGCCUUGAGCGGCGAGCAGGUGGCGAAGCUCGGUCAAAUCCUAGAGCCCAUUGCUUCCGAUUUGGACCCGGAGACCUUUCGGCGUUGCUACGGCGCCAUGGCCCAGCGCGUGCUACGGCUUCGGAGGAGUCUUUCCAGUGCUGCUGCGGUCCACAUCUUGGAGCAAGUGCGCAGGGGUGAAGGCGUCGGGCUCUAUGAGCCCCAACGUGCAAAGCUCAAAGAGGCCCUGGAAAAGUCAACGUCCAGGAGCCGCAGUCGGAAGCGCAGCCGAAGCCGGAAGAGCCGCAAGAGCCGGAAGCGAGGACGACGAAGACGCAGCUCAUCAUCAAGGAGUGGUUGA